Molecule: messenger RNA, 771 nt
Organism: Rotaria sp. Silwood1
Lineage: Eukaryota; Metazoa; Rotifera; Eurotatoria; Philodinida; Philodinidae
Source: the annotation of a GenBank genome assembly
AUGCAUUCAUAUAUAUUUUUUUUCCUUGCCUGCUAUUCAGCAGUUUAUGGUGGUCCAGUUAAUUUAUUUAUGAAUGUAACGAUCAAUGAUCGACCUGACUUAGUAAUUGUUGAGGGUGAUAUAGCAUUUGAUGCGGGCUCAACAGCACCGCAACUUAUUCCACUCAAAAAUGCUUACAUCGUAUCAUCAAAGUGGACUGGUGGUGUUCUUCCAUACUUAAUCGAGCAAUCACAAUUUACCGCGGCACAAAUUACAACAAUUACAAAUGCAAUGCGUAAAAUUGAACAACAAACAAAUAAUUGUAUUCGUUUUGUGGCACGCACAACUCAACCAACUUGGGUACGUAUUUAUGCCGGUACAGGUUGUUGGUCAUAUAUGGGAAGAACAAAGACAAGCGGUGCACAGGAUCUUUCACUUCAAAAAUCAGGCUGUGUUACUCAAAAUAUUGUUAUACACGAACUAUUACAUGCCGUUGGUUUCGCUCAUGAACAGACUCGACCUGAUCGAGAUCAACAUGUUACUGUUAAUUAUAAUAAUAUUGAAGCUGGUAAAGAAAGUAAUUUUCAACGAUAUCUUACAUCAGAAGUGAACACAUUCAGUAAAGCAUAUGAUAUCGCUUCUAUCAUGCAUUAUAAAUGGAAUGCUUUUUCGAAAAAUGGUCUAGCAACAAUAACUCCAAAAGGAAAUGUUAGCCAAUCAGUUAUGGGCAGUUCAGUACAAAUGACUAAUUUAGAUAUCGAAAAAGUUAAAGCAUAUUAUGGCUGUACUUAA